AAAUCGAGGCUAUCCUUCCUGAAAGGGAAUCGGGAUAAAAAGUUUGAGGUGGACACACAAGUUAAAGUUUGGAGAGUCGGAGGGCAAAGGUUAAAGCCAGAGAGAAGAUGAGCGACACAGAGGCAUCUGAGCAACCUCAGCCCGAGAGAAAAGUUAUCGCAACAGGUGUGCAGGGAACUGUGAAAUGGUUCAAUGUGCGCAAUGGAUAUGGCUUCAUCAAUAGAAAUGAUACUAAAGAAGAUGUAUUUGUUCAUCAGACUGCAAUAAAAAAGAAUAACCCAAGAAAGUUCCUCAGAAGUGUGGGGGACGGUGAGGUUGUGGAGUUUGAUGUUGUCGAAGCAGCUAAAGGCUCAGAGGCAGCAAAUGUGACUGGUCCAGAGGGUAUACCUGUCAAAGGCAGUCGAUACGCCCCCAAUAAACGAAGAUUCCGUAGGCGCUUUUACCCCCAUAAUGCACAACCUGCUGAAGGAGAGGAGAAAUCUGGGGGGGCUCCAGCAGGGCCCAUAUCUGAGGGAGAGGGCAGUGAAGAGAAAGGAGCCCCUCGGCCACAUCCUCGGCGCCAGCGCCCACGCAGAAGACCUUUUCAGCCACAAGUCAAGGGAGAAGCUGGAGAGAAGAACGAGGAAGUAGAUGGUGCCCAGCAGAGGCCGCCACCACGCAGGCCAUUACAUCCUCACCUACCCCCUGGAGAGGCUCAACAGACAGUAGUCCCUGCAGAAGAGCAAGAGUCCCCCCCUAAAGAGAGCCAGAUCAAUAGGGAGCAGACUGAGGGGCAGCCCCGGAAACCCCGCAGACAGUUCAGUCGGCGCAGACAGAAGAAAUCUGAAUCUGGUGCCUCUAAGGAUGGAGAUGAACCUGAAAAACCUGAGUCCCUGGCUCAGGCCUCCAAACCUGCUAACAUCAAAUCCUCUUCUGAAGCUUCACCAAAACAAUCCCUUAAAACUGAUACACCUCCUCCCACAGCUUCCAAGCCCUCAGAAUGAUUGCUGUGACCUGGAAGGAAUCAUGUGACCUCCGGCAAGAGGUUUCCGGUUGGGUUAGUAUGGGGGUAGGACCUUGCUUGUCUCGUCAAACAUUCAACCAGUGUGCAAACAAUUGCCCCUCACUUCUACAUCCUUGUCCCUCCCCCAACUUAAUUCACCGCUUGAGGUCGGGAUAAUUUAUCUCUCAGGGAGAGAGAAAGAGAAGGAUGGAUGGAUGGAGAGGAAGGGGCUGGUGGGGAAGGGAGGGUUGGGUUGGGUUGAUGCAUCUUUAGCCAUUUAAAAUUAAAAUUGAAAAAAAAAAA
Molecule: messenger RNA, 1285 nt
Organism: Sinocyclocheilus anshuiensis
Lineage: Eukaryota; Metazoa; Chordata; Actinopteri; Cypriniformes; Cyprinidae
Product: Y-box-binding protein 2-A-like
Exons: 10
Coding region: 108-983 (291 amino acids)
Molecular function (GO): nucleic acid binding
Source: RefSeq, a predicted model, not a curated record